AUGGGCGGCGAGCGCUACUUCGCGACGCGCGUCGCGCUCGUCACGGGCGCCAACAAGGGCAUCGGCUUCGAGAUCGCCAAGGGCCUCGCCAAGGCCCGGUUCACGGUCGUGCUCGGCUGCCGCGACACGGGCCUCGGCGACGCGGCGGCUCGCGAUCUGCGGACGAACUACGGCCUCGAGGUCGCCGUCGCGCGACUCGACCUCGCGGAGCCGGCGAGCUGGGCCGCGUGCGUCGCGUCCAUCGAGGCGAGCUUCGGCCGCCUGGACCUGCUCGUGAACAACGCGGCGGUCUGCUUCAACGACCCGACGCUCUUCGGCCGCGUCGCGCACACGCCCUUCGUGCGCCAGGCUCGGUUGACGAUCGAGACGAACUUCUUCGGCACGCUCGGCCUCACGCGCGCGUGCCUGCCGCUCCUGCGGCUGUCGGCCAAGGACGCGGCGUCGCCGCGCAUCGUCAACCUGGCCUCCGCGGCGGGCCGCCUGUCCAUCGUCAAGUCGCCCGAGCUCCGCGCGGCCGUGUCCGACGAGAAUCUCGAGAUCUCGGCGCUCGAGGACCUCAUGCGGUCCUUCGUCGCCGCCGUCGAGGCGGGGACGCACGAGGCCGCGGGCUGGCCGAACACGUGCUACGGCGUGUCCAAGGUCGGCAUCAUCGCGAUGACGCGCGCGCUGGCCCGCGCGGAGCCGGACGUCAUGGUCAACGCCGUGGACCCGGGCUUCUGCAAGACGGACCAGAACGCGCACCGCGGCCGCGACCCGGCGAGCCUCGGCGCCGCGACGACGAUCCACCUCGCGGGGAUCCCCUUCUGCGAGCCCGUCUCGGGCAAGUUCUUCGCCCAGGACAAGCGCGAGGUCGACUGGCUCGCGACCUAA
Messenger RNA from Aureococcus anophagefferens, 870 nucleotides. RefSeq lists its product as hypothetical. The record is from RefSeq and is a predicted model, not a curated record. Bases 1 to 870 code for a protein of 289 amino acids. Gene Ontology annotation, molecular function: oxidoreductase activity. Lineage: Eukaryota; Pelagophyceae; Pelagomonadales; Pelagomonadaceae. The transcript has a single exon.